This is a messenger RNA of Theileria parva strain Muguga, 736 nucleotides long. RefSeq names its product Translation initiation factor eIF3 subunit family protein. Gene Ontology annotation, cellular component: cytoplasm; eukaryotic translation initiation factor 3 complex. The record is from RefSeq and is a predicted model, not a curated record. The transcript is spliced from 7 exons. Gene Ontology annotation, molecular function: translation initiation factor activity. NCBI's taxonomy places the organism in Eukaryota, Apicomplexa, Aconoidasida, Piroplasmida, Theileriidae. Bases 109 to 687 code for a protein of 192 amino acids.
CAAUCAUAUUAUUAAUAAUGUUCAAUGUACAUUAAUAAAUUAACAUAUUUUUUAUUAUUUUUUAAACCCCAAAAGAAUUCUAAACAGAUUUAUUCCAUUAUAUAAUAAAUGGGCGACGACCUCGACCACUGGGAUUCUUACAAGGAUUCCGACGACGAUGUUUUCGCACCUGAAAAUGACAACAACCUAGACGAAAUAUCAGACAGAUUAAAAUCACAGAAGUUAAGUGAGGAUUCUGAUCUUCAUUUUACAAAUGAUUUGUUUGCUGGAUAUAGCAAAGUUAAGGAUGAAUCGUCGGAUAAUUUAUUCUCAACUAAUAUAAAGCAAAUGGCACUUGCUGAUCCCUAUUCUCAAAUUGAGCUCAAAUGUUUGAAAGAUUGUGAAACGCUUUCAAAAAAACUCUCACAAAAGAUAGAAACUAGUCCUGCCAAGAGCGCAGUUUGGCUUCAGUUUUUGGACAUUCUUUUACAGUCCUGUGAAAAGAAAAUGGAACUUAAGGACCUACAGACUUACAAACGCAAGGUUGAGAACUUUAUCAAGAAUAAGGAAAACGCUCAUCGGGACAAAUCUCUAAAUAAAAAGAAGCCUAACGACGUUGGAACUAGUAAGAACUACCAGGACGAGCUCGACAUGCUAUACGGUGAACUUAGCGACACCGACGAGGAUGAUGAAUUUUACUACGAGUGACUUUGAGACAAGAUUGCUUUAAAUCUGCCCUGUAAUUUAUUCAACAUUC